Capsicum annuum is the source of this 6498-nucleotide messenger RNA. RefSeq names its product vacuolar sorting protein 18. Gene Ontology annotation, cellular component: HOPS complex; endosome. The record is from RefSeq and is a predicted model, not a curated record. NCBI's taxonomy places the organism in Eukaryota, Viridiplantae, Streptophyta, Magnoliopsida, Solanales, Solanaceae. Gene Ontology annotation, biological process: organelle fusion; vesicle-mediated transport; endosome organization. Gene Ontology annotation, molecular function: protein-macromolecule adaptor activity.
UUUCUUCGUUUACAUUCAGUGUGUCGCUCAAUAAUAAGGAAAGAAGAUGCUCCUCCUGAUUUCAUGCUUGAAAUAUGUUCCCCCUCAAAAUAAUAAUGUAUUCCGGCAUUAAAAUGCACAAUAAUACAGAACUAGGUUUAAAAAAAACUAACAGGGGCGAAUUAGAUUUAGCCAAUAAAAAAACCUUACAAAAAUUAUGCAUUCCGACUAUCAAUUUACAAAUUUUGGAACAACUAAAGGUUUAUAAUUAUCUCCGGUGACAAUCCCCGACCAUCCCCGGCGACCUUCGUCUCCACUGAUCUCUUCUCCGAUGAUCUUUCUGCUCUCUAGAUCUUGCUUAGUCCGGCUACCUCCUUUCUUUUUCAGAUCUUGAUUCGUCCGGCGACCCUCUUUCUUUUUCGGUCUUGCUUUUUUCGGCGACCAUCUCUCUUUCUCCAGUCGGAUUUUUCUGACGAAGUCGACUAAAAAUCUCACCGAAAACAACACUUUCGUCUUUGUUGUUGUGCUUUCUUCUUUUUACGGGCACUAUCAGAUUCGGUGUGUCUCUGGCCAACAACUAGAUUGACGCGCGUCAGCUCCGACAACAAGUUCUGGCGAUCAAUUUCAUCAUCAAAUUGACGGAACCCAACAACUCGACCAAGAUCAGGUGAAUGCUACAUUCACAUCGUAUCUGGUGCAUUCGCUCCUCUCAACUAGCUCUUUUAUGUUUGUUUUUUGUUGGUGACUGAUACCUCCUAUGUCAUCCAUAGUGGUAUCUCUGUCCAUUGAUUCUUUGUCUGUGAUUAUUUUUGAUUAUUGUUUCUGUUUCUCUAUAGUGUCGAAGUGGUCAGUGGAGUCACAUCUCUUUUGGUGUUGCCUGUUUUAAGUUUCAUUACUGUUUUCAUUCUAGUUUGUGGUGACUUCUGUUGUUGUUUCUAGUCGUAUUGGUUUCUAGUUUUUGGCUCAUUUGUCGUGUUUUGGUUUAAUUUAUGUUGUUGUUCCUAGUGCAUUUUUCAAAACUGGCAUUAUAGUGUAUUGGUUUUAUUUCUUUCGGCAUAGGCUGUUGAUUCUUGAUUCUUGAUUCUUUCCUGUAGAUUUGUAUGUUUUCCUUAGCAUAUAGUUGACACAACUUCACACUUCAUUAUCGAUUUCAUUCGUUAUUAACCGUUAUUUUCUUUAUAAGCCUGGCCUAUUUGUUUUUUAGUCGUACUUAUUUGUGGCCCUUCUUAUUCUUCCCUUAUUAAGUAGUGGCUUUGGUGGUCAAUGAUAGACUAAGCUCAUAUUAUACGUCAGGGUUGGGGUUGGGAUCGGGGUCCAAGGUGAGGUUGGGGUCCGGGUCAGGGUCGAGCUUGGGGUUAGGAGUGAAUAGUAGUAGGGUUAAGUGGGAUAGGGGAGCCUAUAGGUUGAGAAUUGGGUCUUGGAGCAUAGGAACUCUUCAAGGUAAGUUCAUAGAGCUUGUAAAGAUUCUUAGGAAGAGGAGGAUUAGUAUAGCUUAUGUCUAGGAGAUCAAAUGGGUAGGUUCUAAGGAAAAGGAUAUGAACGUGUGUAAGUUGUGGUACUCUGGUAGCAUGUGACAUAGGAAUGGGGUAGGUAUCUUAGUAGAUGAGGAGCUCAGGGGGCAUGUGGUGGAGGUUAAGCGGGUCAAACAAUAGGUUGAUGUCAAUUAAGUUGGUCAUUGGAGAGUCUUCGUGGAACAUUAUUAGUGCCUAUGCUCCAUAAGCGGGUUUGGAUGAGGAGGAGAAGAAGAUCUUUCGGGAGAUUUUGGAUGAGGUAGUGAGAGGCAUUACGAUCACUAAGAAACUUUUUGUAGGAGGUGAUUUCGAUGGGCAUAUCGGGUCAUUAUCAAGACGAGGCUAUGAUGAUGUGCAUGAAAAGUUCUAUUUCGGGCAAAGGAAUGAAUGAGGAGCCUUACUUUUGGAUUUUGCUAGGGCCUUUGGAUUUCUAGUAGCGAAUUCGAGCUUCCUGAAGAAGGAGGAACGCUUUAUUAUCAUUUGCAGUUCAGUGGCCAAGACUCUGAUAGACUUUUUUCUCCUUGGGAAGGGUGAUAGAGCACUAUGUAAAGAAUGUAAGGUCAUACCUAGCGAGAAUCUUAUGACCCAACAUAAGCUUCAGGUGAUGAACUUGAAAAUUAAGAAGGGUAGAAAACAUAGAGGGGGUGUGGAGGUUCGACAUAGAAUUAAGUAGGUAAGCUUGACUUUGUCCAGUGCUUUAGAGAUAGGGCAGAAGUUGACUAUGGGGGCUUGGAAGAGUAUAGGAUAUGUGGAUAGUAUGUAGGAGACAACCACCAGUUGUAUUAGGGAGACAACUAGAGAGGUGUUGGUUGUCUGGAGAGGCUGAUAUGGCAAGCACCUGGGGACUGGUGGUGGAACCAAGAAGUUAAGAGGAAGGUGGCUUAUGUGAAGUUGGUGGAAAGCAAGGAUGACGAGGACAAACGUACGAAUGAAAAGAGUAUAAGUUAGCUAGGAAAAAGGCUAAGUUCGCGGUUACAGAGGCCAAGAUAAUAAAUUUUGAGAGUUUUUAUGCGGCUUUAGAGGAGAAAGGUGGGUAUAAGAAAUUGUAUAGUCUUGUCAAGAUUAGGGAGCAGAGGGCUCAUGUCCUUGACCAAGUCGAGUGUAUCAAGGAAGAGGAUAACAAAUUGUUACUGGAUGAUGCUCUUAUUAGGAGGAAGUGGUAGUCUUAUUUUCAUAGACUUUUGAACGACGAGGGGGACAAAGGUUUAGUGCUGAGGGACUUAGAGCACUCAGAGUAGUGUUGCGAUUAUGGUUAUCGUAGGCGUAUUACGGUUGAGGAGGUCAAAGGUGUAGUUUUCUUUCUUUCUUGUUGGUCACCUCUAUUUGUCACAGCCUCCGACCACCACCGUAUCCCAUGUCCAUCUCCCCCACUACCCUUCUAUUGCCCUAAUACCACUCUUUUCCCUCAGACGCGUUAUUGCCAUCAAAUUCAUCAAAGUACUUCCUAUUUAUAAUAUUUAUAUGUUCUAAGGUAAAAAUGACACAUAAUUUUCCCUUUUAGUAAAAUAAUAAGUGAGAGUCGUGCGUGCUCUUUAUGCAAAACGAUGCUAUUUUGCAAUUGCAAUUAUUUAGAAUAGUCCUUCAUCAUCAAUUAUUUCAUGCUUUGAUAACAAGCUUCCAUUCCACCGUAAUUUCUCGCUUCCUAACUGAUCGGUGACUGCCACUGCCGAUUGGAAUAAGCACCUCACCGUCGCUCACCACUUUCUCCGCCGAGGACCAUCCCCAUUUCAGAAUGGAAAGAGGACAUCACGUUUUCUCUGUUGAUCUUCUUGAAAGAUAUGCCACAAAAGGCUGUGGAGCCAUUACAUGCAUGGCGACUGGCAAUGAUGUCAUCGUUCUUGGAACCAGCAAAGGCUGGGUGAUCAGACAUGACUUUGGAGUGGGUGAUUCUUAUGAUAUAGAUCUAUCUAUUGGCAGGCCUGGGGAACAAUCAAUUCAUAAGGUUUUCGUUGACCCUGGAGGGAGCCACUGUAUUGCCAAUGUUAUUGGUAGUAGUGGUGCCGAUACAUAUUAUACUCAUGCUAAAUGGAAAAAGCCUCGUAUAUUGGGCAAACUAAAAGGUCUUGUUGUCAAUGCUGUCGCCUAGAACAGACAACAUAUUACAGAAGCUUCUACUAGAGAAAUCAUUUUGGGUAUGCACAAUGGUCAACUUUACGAGAUGGCUGUAGAUGUAAAAGAUAAAAUGGAGAAGUACAUAAAGUUGCUAUUUGAACUUAAAGAACUACCUGAGGCAUUUACGGGUUUGCAGAUGGAAACAACAAGUGUGCACAAUGGUAUCAGAUUUUAUGUGAUGGCUGUUACACCUACUCGACUUUAUUCUUUCACAAGGAUUGGAUUGCUUGAAACGAUUUUUGCAAGCUAUGUGGACCGCACUGUUCAUUUUAUGGAGCUUCCUGGUGAAAUACCUAACAGUGAACUGCACUUCUUUAUCCAGCAAAGGAGGGCUGUACACUUCGCAUGGCUUUCUGGAGCAGGUAUCUACCAUGGUGACCUAAAAUUCGGAGCACAACAUAGUUUGCCAAACGUUGAUGAAAACUUUGUGGAAAACAAAGCUCUUCUGGAUUACUCUAAAUUCUCUGAAGGAGGUGAAGGAGUUAAACCUAGCUCUCUGGCUAUAUCCGAGUUUCAUUUCCUACUUCUCAUUGGUAACAAGAUUAAGGUGGUGAACAGGAUAAGUGAACAAAUAGUAGGAGAACUUUAUUUUGAUCAGACACCUGAUGCAGUUUCAAGAGGUAUUAUUGGCUUAUGUAGUGAUGCCUCAGCUGGGUUGUUUUAUGCAUAUGACCAAAAUUCUAUCUUCCAGGUAUCCGUAAAUGAUGAAGGCCACGAUAUGUGGAAAGUGUACUUGAACUUGAAAGAAUAUGCUGCAGCUUUGGCUAGUUGUCGUGAUGCUAUGCAGAGAGACCAAGUUUAUCUGGUUCAGGCUGAAACUGCUUUUGUUGCCAAGGAGUUCCUCAGAGCUGCAUCAUUCUAUGCAAAAAUUAACUAUGUAUUAUCUUUUGAAGAGAUCUCGUUGAAGUUCAUUAGCAUAGGGGAACAGGAUGCAUUGAGAACAUUUCUCCUGCGGAAGCUUGAUAUUCUUUCAAAGGAUGAAAAGUGUCAAAUAACUAUGAUUUCAACAUGGGCAACUGAAUUAUAUCUUGAUAAGAUCAAUCGGCUGCUUCUGGAAGAUGAUGUUGCAUUGGACAGUAAUAAUUCCGAGUACCAAUCACUCAUUAAGGAGUUUCGUGCUUUCCUAAGUGACUGCAAGGAUGUAUUGGAUGAGGCAACCACCAUGAAACUACUGGAAAGCUACGGUAGAAGUGAUGAGUUAGUGUUCUUUGCUAGUCUAAAGGAGCAAUAUGAAAUUGUGCUUCACCACUACAUUCAGCAAGGAGCAGCAAAGAAGGUGUUACAAGUUCUUCAGAAGCCUAAUGUUCCAACAGAACUUCAGUACAAGUUUGCGCUAGAUCUCAUCAUGCUUGAUGCAUAUGAAACUGUUGAGUCAUGGAUGACCACCAAGAGUUUGAACCCGAGAAAGCUCAUUCCUGCAAUGAUGCGUUAUUCAAGUGAACCACAUGCAAAGAAUGAAACUCAUGAAGUAAUCAAGUACCUGGAAUAUUGUGUUCAUCGUUUACAGAAUGAGGAUCCUGGCAUUCACAAUCUGUUACUUUCCUUAUAUACCAAAAAGGAAGAUGAGAGUGCUCUUCUGAGUUUCCUAGAAUGCAAGUUUGGUAAAGGGCAACCAGGUGGCCCUGAAUUCUUUUAUGAUCCCAAAUAUGCGCUACGCCUUUGCCUCAAGGAAAAGAGAAUGCGAGCUUGUGUUCAUAUAUACAGCAUGAUGUCUAUGCACGAAGAAGCAGUUGCCCUUGCACUACAGGUUGAUCCAGAGCUUGCGAUGGCUGAAACAGACAAGGUAGAAGAUGAUGAGGACUUGAGGAAGAAGCUUUGGCUUAUGAUUGCUAAGCAUGCCAUUGAGCAGGAAAAAGGAACCAAAAGGGAAAAUAUACGAAAGGCAAUUGCUUUUCUCAAGGAAACUGAUGAUCUUUUAAAGAUUGAGGACAUCUUACCUUUCUUCCCAGACUUUGCUUUAAUUGAUGACUUCAAGGAAGCAAUUUGCUCAUCCUUAGAGGAUUACAAUGAGCUCGAAAAACUAAAGCACGAGAUGAAUGAUGCAACCCGUGGUGCCGAUAACAUUAGAAAUGACAUCAGCGCUCUUGCUCAACGAUAUAUUGUCAUUGAUCGGGAUGAGGAAUGUGGGAUAAUGGUUUGUCGGCGGAAAAUAUUAAAUGUGGGUGGUGACUAUCGAAUGACUACAGGUUAUAUGGCUGUUGGACCAAUGGCUCCUUUCUAUGUCUUCCCAUGUGGACAUGCGUUUCAUGCACAAUGCCUGAUUGCUCAUGUGACAAGGUGCACUAAUCAAGCUCAAGUCGAAUACAUUUUGGAUCUGCAGAAGCAACUUACUUUACUUGGUGCUGAACCUAAGAAUGUGUCAAAUGGUGGCUUGUCUGAAGAACCGCUAGCUAGCGUGACACCCAUGCAUAAGAUCCGUUCACAGCUGGAUGAUGCUGUAGCCAAUGAUUGCCCGUUUUGUGGUGAACUUAUGAUCCGAGAGAUUUCUUUGCCUUUCAUCCUUCCAGAAGCAGCAGAAGAAUCUGAAUCGUGGGAGAUAAAGCCACAUAAUCAUCCUAGUCAGAGGAGCCUUUCCCUGUGUGUGAUUUUAUCAUCUGUUAGUGGUGAACUUCUGAUCCGAGAGGUUUCUCCCUGCAAUUGCUUGUUUGAGGUUUUCCCCAGAAAAUGAAAAAUUCGGCGGGACAUGGAGCAGUUACAGCUUACUGAGGACAUGACUCUAGAUAGAAAGAUCUGGAGGAUGCGUAUUAGGAUAGAAGACUAGUGACUUUUUCGGUAGGUAGGAUAGGGCUUUACUUGGCCGGUGCAGUAUUCUUGUUAUGCUACAUUACGAUUGCUUACUAUUCUUUGUUUACUACUCCUUAUAGGUGGCGUAUUUAUGUCAUGCCAUAUUGUUCCA